CAGUGCUGCACCCUUCCAAAGGAAUCCUCAGCCUGGUACCAACUUCCAGCUAGCCUUGAGCAAGGAUUUCAUCAGCAGUGGGAUAGCUACUAUGACUGGAAGUGGCAGCGCCAAUCUGACCAAAGGAGCAGGGAAACAAUUCUUGACGACUGACUUGUCAAGUGUGAUUCCUAAGAUUUCUGAGAAGUUUUCUACCCCGCAGCCCUUGGUGGUAAAGAUAAGAGACUCGAAAUUUCCACUUAUUUCCAUGAAUAGCAAGAGUACUAUGGUGCAGCAAGCUCUUUUCACUGAUGUAUGUACAUCUGGACAAACUGUCCUACACUUGCAAGCUAACUCCAUCUUCAAAGCGACGCUUUCAGUUUCCGAUGGAAAACUGUUCAUCUCUUUGUCACAAAAAAGCUUUGACAUUGUUCAAGCUUCUUCAUCUAUUGGUUCUAGCAAUGCCCAGAAGCUCCAUGACUGGAUCAACAGCAUUUAUACACACAGCUACCUACCAGCCAUGAAUGGUAUGCUCAGCAGAGGAAUCACCUUGCCUUCCAUACUAAAUGACAAGUGGAUCAAAGUCAACAUUGCCCUUUUCCAGGUACUGCAAGGACACAGAAGGAUGGCCUAGUGAUUUCAAUGUGAUCAACACAGUCAGCCUUGAAACUUGAAAAACAUCCAAUAAUGAGGCAGAAUGGUUAGGACAGAUCAUCUGAUUUGUUUUUUUGAAACAAGAUUGUGUCUCCUAAUGUGCUGAGAUGUGUCGUUUUUCAGCUGAUAACUUUCAGAGUGAUGGUCCUUCAUGCAGUUUG
This is a messenger RNA of Eublepharis macularius, 794 nucleotides long. RefSeq names its product BPI fold-containing family B member 3-like. Gene Ontology annotation, molecular function: lipid binding. NCBI's taxonomy places the organism in Eukaryota, Metazoa, Chordata, Lepidosauria, Squamata, Eublepharidae. Bases 92 to 613 code for a protein of 173 amino acids. The record is from RefSeq and is a predicted model, not a curated record. The transcript is spliced from 8 exons.